AAGAAAAGUUGAUUUAGUAUCUUCUGUUUGUCCUUGUUAUGUUGUUGUAAAACUUGGAAGUUGGAAGCAAACUCAUUUCUAUAACAAAAGAAAUCUUAUUUUAUAGAUUACAUUAAAGCAACAUGAAAGACAAUUCAAGCUGGUCUUGGUCGUCGUGGAAAAUAUGUUUGUUGUCUGUUCUCUUUCUCACUAAGACGAUCGCCGCCGUGAAGUUGCCGCCAAACUUGAUUGUUCCGGCGCUAAUCGCUUUCGGAGACUCCAUCGUCGACACGGGAAUGAACAACAAUGUCAAAACCGUGGUUAAGUGUGAUUUUCAUCCUUACGGUAUUGAUUUCCAAGGCGGAGUUGCCACGGGGAGGUUCUGCGACGGACGAGUCCCUGCCGAUUUGCUAGCCGAAGAACUGGGAAUAAAAUCAAUUGUACCAGCAUACCUCGAUCCGAAUCUAAAAUCCAAAGAUCUUUUAACCGGUGUAUCAUUUGCGUCAGGCGGUUCUGGUUAUGAUCCUAUAACACCGAAACUCGUGGCAGUAAUAUCAUUAGAAGACCAAUUAAACUAUUUCGAGGAGUACAUAGAGAAAGUGAAGAAUAUAGUUGGGGAAGAAAAAAAAAACUUCAUAUUAGCCAACAGCUUAUUCUUAUUGGUAGCAGGCAGCGACGACAUAGCCAAUACAUACUACACUAUUCAUGCAAGACCUGAAUACGACAUCGAUUCCUACACUACUCUUAUGUCUGACUCUGCCUCAGAAUUUGUGACUAAACUAUAUGGAUAUGGAGUGAGGAGAGUAGCUGUGUUUGGUGCACCACCAAUUGGUUGUGUACCAUCACAGAGAACCUUAGGAGGAGGUAUUAUGAGAGAUUGUGCUGAGACUUACAACGAAGCAGCAAAGCUUUUCAAUUCAAAGCUCUCCCCAAAAUUGGAUUCGUUGCGUAAAACUCUACCGGGUAUCAAACCGAUCUACAUUAAUAUAUAUGAUCCUCUUUUUGACAUCAUCCAGAAUCCUGCAAAUUAUGGGUUUCAAGUGGCCAAUAAAGGAUGUUGUGGAACAGGAGCCAUAGAAGUUGCUGUGUUGUGCAAUAAAAUCACGUCUUCUGUAUAUGCUGCCAAUGGAUCAUUUCCUGCGCUCUUGGCUUUUGGAGAUUCAAUUCUCGAUACCGGUAACAACAAUUUCCUCCUGACUCUAAUGAAAGGAAAUGUCUGGCCAUAUGGAAGGAGUUUCAACAUGAGAAUGCCGACAGGAAGAUUUGGAAAUGGAAGAGUUUUCUCUGAUAUAGUUGCUGAAGGUUUGGGGAUCAAGAAAAUUUUACCAGCUUAUCGUAAGUUGUUCGUUUCUCCAAGCGACCUUAGAACUGGUGUUUGUUUCGCAUCAGGUGGUGCAGGAGUCGACCCUGUUACAUCCAAAUUGCUGAGAGUUUUAACGCCAAGGGAUCAAGUAAACGAUUUCAAAGGCUACAUAAGAAAGCUAAAGGCCACAGCAGGUCCUUCAAAAGCAAAGGAAAUAGUCGCAAAUGCAGUGAUUCUUGUUUCUCAAGGAAAUAAUGAUAUUGGAAUCUCAUAUUUUGGAACUCCAUCAGCUACUUUCCGAGGAUUGACUCCCGCUAGAUACACCACUAAACUAGCUGGUUGGAACAAACAGUUUAUGAAAGAAUUAUAUGAUCAAGGAGCGAGAAAAUUUGCGGUGAUGGGAGUGAUACCAUUGGGAUGUUUGCCUAUGUCAAGAAUCUUUCUUGGUGGGUUCGUCAUUUGGUGUAACUUCUUCGCGAAUAGAGUUGCAGAACAGUACAACGGAAAAUUGAGGAGCGGAACUAAAACUUGGGGACGCGAAUCAGGUUUUAGCGGUGCAAAAUUUGUCUAUGUCGAUAUGUUCAACACUCUUAUGGAUGUUAUCAAAAAUCAUAGAAGAUACGGAUUUACUAAUGAGAAGAAUGGGUGUUGUUGUAUGAUUACGGCGAUAGUACCAUGUCCCAACCCAGACAAAUAUGUCUUCUAUGACUUCGUUCAUCCCUCCGAGAAAGCCUACAAAACAAUUUCUAAAAAGCUUGUCCAGGAUAUCAAGAAUGGCCUUGCCUGAUUUCUUAUACAAUGCUUUAUAUUUUAAUCUUAAUAACAGCCAUCGUUAAUA
Molecule: messenger RNA, 2120 nt
Organism: Arabidopsis arenosa
Lineage: Eukaryota; Viridiplantae; Streptophyta; Magnoliopsida; Brassicales; Brassicaceae
Source: the annotation of a GenBank genome assembly